This is a messenger RNA of Aspergillus novofumigatus IBT 16806, 294 nucleotides long. RefSeq lists its product as uncharacterized. Bases 1 to 294 code for a protein of 97 amino acids. The transcript is spliced from 2 exons. Lineage: Eukaryota; Fungi; Ascomycota; Eurotiomycetes; Eurotiales; Aspergillaceae. The record is from RefSeq and is a predicted model, not a curated record.
AUGGCCGACUACAUCGAAUUCGGCGGAGUCCAUGUGGAUUUCAACACCAAUAUUAUCAUGAUUGCUAUGUUCCUCUGUGUUUUGGCGAAGAUCAUUUUGAGCUCCCCGCUGCUAGCCCAGCUCGUCCGCAAUAGAUAUGGCGAAACCUGCGUUUGCCCCGUCGUCAACCACUUCCACUACAACUACGACCACCACCAUGACCAUGACCACGACCAUGGCCACAACCACAACCACAACCACAACCACGACCAGGACCAUGACCACCACCUCCGCCACAGGGAGGUCAGGCGCUAA